CCCAAACACGCCCCUAUCCCCUUUUCGUAUAUCCCAGAAUCCUCAAUCCUCUACUUUUUAACCCCCUACAAACCGCGCGCACACACACAGUCGUCGUUUUUUCCACUUGCAAGUCUCACAUUCUCUCUCUCCUCUUUCUCUCUCUACAGUUUCUCGUGACUGUUAGCUCAGGAAAAGCGGCGAAUUCGUAAUCGCCAGCUCCGCUACGAAGUUCUGCUUCUCUCCGGUUACAACUUUUUACAGUUGAAAAUGGUGGGAGAAGAGGACGGUGGUAUGAAGAAUAAAGUAACGAUAGGAGUUUGUGUGAUGGAAAAGAAGGUGAAGUCCGGCUCCGAGGCCUUUUCGGGGCCGAUGUUGCAGAUUUUGCAGAGAUUAGAGGCGUUUGGAGAAUUUGAGAUAGUGCAUUUUGGGGACAAGGUAAUACUUGAAGAGCCUAUUCAGAGCUGGCCGAUAUGCCAAUGCCUGAUUGCCUUCCAUUCCUCUGGUUAUCCUCUGGAGAGGGCUGAGGCAUAUGCUGCACUAAGAAAGCCUUUCCUUGUGAAUGAACUGGGACAACAGCGUCUUCUUCAUGAUCGAAGGAAAGUAUACGAGCGGCUUGAAUUUUAUGGCAUUCCUGUACCAAGAUAUGCCCUAGUUAACCGAGAAUCUCCGAAUGAAGAGUUGGAUUAUUUUAUUGAGGAGGAAGAUUUUGUUGAGGUCCAUGGGAAUCGAUUCUGGAAGCCUUUUGUAGAGAAGCCUAUUGAUGGUGACGACCACAGUAUAAUGAUAUACUAUCCUAGUUCAGCUGGUGGAGGAAUGAAGGAGUUGUUCCGAAAGAUUGGGAACCGAUCUAGUGAAUUUCGUCCUGAUGUCAGAAGAGUCAGACGUGAAGGGUCUUAUAUAUACGAGGAAUUCAUGCCUACUGGGGGAACCGACGUGAAGGUGUAUACAGUGGGCCCUGAGUAUGCUCACGCUGAGGCGAGAAAAUCUCCUGUGGUUGAUGGAGUUGUUAUGAGGAAUCCUGAUGGUAAAGAAGUCAGAUAUCCUGUUCUACUUACUCCCGCUGAGAAGCAAAUGGCAAGGGAGGUGUUCAGUGCUUUUGGGCAAGCUGUUUGCGGAUUUGAUCUCUUACGUUGCGAUGGGAGAUCCUACGUCUGUGAUGUCAAUGGAUGGAGCUUUGUUAAGAAUUCGCACAAAUAUUACGAUGAUGCUGCUUGUGUUCUGAGAAAGAUGUUUCUUGAUGCAAAGGCCCCACAUCUUUCUUCAACACUUCCUCCAACUUUGCCAUGGAAGGUUAACGAACCAGUUCAGCAGUCUGAAGGAUUAACACGGCAAGGAAGUGGAAUCAUUGGGACAUUUGGGCAAUCUGAAGAGCUACGUUGUGUGAUCGCCAUUACUCGUCAUGGUGACAGAACUCCAAAGCAGAAAGUAAAAUUGAAAGUCACCGAGGAAAAGCUUUUAAAUUUGAUGUUAAAAUAUAAUGGGGGGAGACCUAGAGCAGAGACAAAGCUGAAAAGUGCAAUCCAGUUGCAAGAUCUUUUGGAUGCAACACGAAUUUUAGUUCCUCGUGUCAGACCUGGUCGAGAAAGUGAUAGUGAAGCUGAAGACAUUGAGCAUGCCGAAAAGCUUCGCCAAGUGAAAGCUGUGCUAGAGGAGGGUGGUCAUUUUUCUGGCAUAUAUAGAAAGGUUCAACUUAAGCCAUUAAAAUGGGUUAAGGUUCAAAAAGCUAAUGGUGAAGGAGAAGAAGAACGACCUACUGAGGCCUUGAUGGUUCUUAAAUAUGGUGGUGUUCUUACUCAUGCUGGCAGAAAGCAGGCUGAAGAACUGGGAAGGUACUUUCGGAAUAACAUGUAUCCAGGUGAAGGUACUGGUCUGCUUCGUCUCCACAGUACUUACCGCCAUGACCUAAAAAUAUACAGCUCAGACGAAGGCCGUGUACAGAUGUCAGCAGCUGCUUUUGCGAAGGGUCUCCUUGACUUGGAAGGACAAUUGACGCCUAUUUUGGUUUCACUUGUCAGCAAGGACUCCUCAAUGUUGGAUGGACUUGACAAUGCUAGUAUUGAGAUUAAAGAAGCUAAGGCCAGGUUAAAUGAGAUUAUAACUUCUGGCUCAAAAUCUGCUCACAACAAUAGCUCACGAGAAAAACCUUGGAUGGUUGAUGGAGCUGGACUUCCUCCAAAUGCAUCUGAAGUCUUACCUAAACUGGUCAAGUUAACAAAGAAAGUUACUGAACAAGUAAGACUCCUAGCCAUUGACGAAGACGAGGAGCUUGCUGAGUCAAGCUCAUAUGAUGUAAUUCUCCCAUAUGAUCAAGCUAAGGCACUUGGUAAGACGCAUAUAGAUGUUGAUCGGAUUGCAGCAGGGCUACCUUGUGGCGAGGGAUUUCUUCUCAUGUUUGCUCGUUGGAGAAAACUUGAGAGAGAUUUGUAUAAUGAACGCAAAGAGCGGUUCGAUAUCACACAAAUUCCUGAUGUCUAUGACUCUUGCAAGUAUGAUCUCUUGCACAAUGCACAUCUAAAUCUGGACGGCUUAGACGAACUUUUCAAAGUUGCUCAGUUACUUGCAGAUGGCGUCAUUCCAAACGAGUACGGAAUCAAUGCGAAGCAAAAACUGAAAAUUGGAUCAAAGAUUGCUCGUCGGUUGCUGGGAAAAAUAUUAAUUGAUCUGAGGAAUACACGUGAAGAAGCAAUAAGCGUUGCAGAAUUGAAGAGUAAUCAAGACAAUAAUAUAGCAGUGCCUGCUCCAAAGGAAGAAACGGAUUACCAUACAAAGGCCUAUGGUAAGAUAGAUGGCACGAGAAGGGCUAGUUUUACCAGUGACAUGUCAAUGGACCAAGAUGAAGAUGACGAUAAAGAACCUAAAUACCGUUUGGAUCCAAAAUACGCAAACGUGAAAACACCAGAGCGUCAUGUGCGAACCCGGCUAUAUUUUACUUCGGAGUCACAUAUCCAUUCGUUAAUGAAUGUUCUCCGAUACUGCAACCUGGAUGAAUCUCUUCAAGAAGAACCUAGCCUUGUUUGUGACAACGCAUUGGACCGCUUGUAUCGGACAAAGGAGCUUGAUUACAUGAGUUACAUUGUAUUCAGGCUAUUCGAGAACACAGAGGUGGCUUUAGAAGAUCCGAAGAGAUUCCGUAUCGAGAUGACUUUUAGCAGAGGUGCAGAUUUAUCCCCUCUGGAGAGUAAUGAUAGUGAGGCAGCUUCGUUGCAUCAGGAGCACACAUUGCCAAUAAUGGGGCCCGAGAGACUGCAGGAUGUCGGAUCGUAUUUAACAUUAGAGAUGAUGGAGAAAAUGAUUCGUCCAUUCGCAAUGCCUGCUGAAGAUUUUCCUCCACCAUCAAUCCCACAAGGUUUCUCUGGUUACUUCUCCAAAAGUGCUGCCGUUUUGGAACGCCUUGUCAAUCUCUGGCCAUUUCACAAGCAUAGUAGCAACAGCAACGGCUCUAGCCCGAGAAAGUCUAGGACCGAGAACCACAAGAAUCAAGCUGAAGAAACGAUGUAUUAAAGCUGGUACUUUCCACUUGCCAGCUGCUAUCUUGUUUUAUAUUUGUUCAUGUAUGUAGCAGUUUGACGGUGAUUCAAAUUAGAGGAUCUUUCUCUAAUGUAAGAUUGACUCUGCUAAAUACGUUUUCACAGUUUCAAAGGGGAAGUGCACUUUCACUAUGGGUUUUUACA
Erythranthe guttata (spotted monkey flower) is the source of this 3653-nucleotide messenger RNA. Its product is annotated as inositol hexakisphosphate and diphosphoinositol-pentakisphosphate kinase VIP2. The record is from RefSeq and is a predicted model, not a curated record. Gene Ontology annotation, biological process: inositol phosphate biosynthetic process; inositol metabolic process. NCBI's taxonomy places the organism in Eukaryota, Viridiplantae, Streptophyta, Magnoliopsida, Lamiales, Phrymaceae. Gene Ontology annotation, molecular function: metal ion binding; inositol hexakisphosphate kinase activity; ATP binding.